Ochotona princeps (American pika) is the source of this 945-nucleotide messenger RNA. RefSeq names its product olfactory receptor 5B12-like. The transcript has a single exon. Gene Ontology annotation, molecular function: odorant binding; G protein-coupled receptor activity; olfactory receptor activity. NCBI's taxonomy places the organism in Eukaryota, Metazoa, Chordata, Mammalia, Lagomorpha, Ochotonidae. Gene Ontology annotation, biological process: G protein-coupled receptor signaling pathway; sensory perception of smell. Gene Ontology annotation, cellular component: membrane. Bases 1 to 945 code for a protein of 314 amino acids. The record is from RefSeq and is a predicted model, not a curated record.
AUGGAGAACAGGACAGAGGUGACUGAGUUCCUGCUUGUGGGGUUAACCAAUGACCCGCAUCUGCAGAUACUACUCUUCACAGUCUUCUUACUCAUCUAUCUAGUCACACUGGUGGGGAACUUAGGGAUGAUAGAGUUAAUUCUGUUGGACUCUCGUCUCCACACUCCUAUGUACUUCUUCCUCAGUAAUCUUUCCCUGGUGGACUUUGGUUACUCUUCAGCGGUCACUCCCAAAGUGAUGGCAGGACUCCUCCUCCAAGACAAAGUCAUAUCCUACCAUGCCUGUGCCACCCAGUUCUUCUUCUUUGCUGGCUUCAUCACUGUGGAAAGUUUCCUCUUGGCCUCAAUGGCCUAUGACCGUUAUGCAGCAGUGUGUAACCCACUCCAUUACACCACCACCAUGACAACAAGUGUGUGUACACGUCUGGCAAUAGGUUGCUAUGUCUGUGGUUUCCUGAAUGCCUCCAUCCACAUGGGCAACAUUUUCAGGCUGUGCUUCUGUCAGUCCAAUGUCGUAGAUCACUUUUUCUGUGAUGCGCCUCCUCUUCUGGCUCUCUCAUGCUCUGAUACCUACAUCAGUGAGAUGGUGAUUUUUUUUGUGGUGGGUUUCAAUGCCCUUUUUGCUAUUCUAAUCAUCUUGAUCUCCUAUCUGUUUAUAUUUAUCACCAUCUUGAGGAUGCACUCCUCUGAAGGUCGCCAGAAGGCCUUUUCCACCUGUGCUUCCCACCUCACGGCAGUCUCCAUCUUCUACGGGACAGGCGUUUUCAUGUACCUGCAGCCCAGCUCUUGCCACUCCAUGGGCACAGACAAAAUGGCAUCUGUCUUCUAUGCUGUAGUUAUUCCUAUGUUGAAUCCACUGAUCUACAUGCUUAGGAAUGAAGAAGUUAAGACUGCCUUUAAAACGGCCUUGGGGAAAGCAAAGUCUUCUUCAAGAAUCAUAAUUUAA